Molecule: messenger RNA, 4014 nt
Organism: Xiphophorus hellerii (green swordtail)
Lineage: Eukaryota; Metazoa; Chordata; Actinopteri; Cyprinodontiformes; Poeciliidae
Gene: trak1b
Product: trafficking protein, kinesin binding 1b
Exons: 18
Coding region: 379-2931 (850 amino acids)
Biological process (GO): endosome to lysosome transport; vesicle transport along microtubule; neurogenesis
Cellular component (GO): cytoplasmic vesicle; mitochondrion; dendrite
Molecular function (GO): GABA receptor binding; myosin binding
Source: RefSeq, a predicted model, not a curated record
GCCAAGCUGGCCUCCCCGGCAGCCGCGCCGCUGACCCCGGCCCCAGACCUGGAUCCCGAUCCGGACCCGGAGCCGGUCGAGCGUCUCGCUCACGAAGAGCAGUAUGUGAGCGUGGGCGAGUGCAGCCCGCUUGACGCCGGUCCGGCGCCUCCUUCCUGCAGGGACGCUGAAACCAUCACAGAUGUCUGCAACAGCACCGACCUGCCAGAGUUUGAGAUCAUCAGCCUUCUGGAGGAGCAGCUGCCGGUCUACCGGCUGCGGGCCGACACCGUCUACGGCUACGACAACGAUGACUGGCUCCACACGCCCCUGGUGGCGCCGGACGCCAGGCUCGACCUGACCACCGAGCAGAUCGAAGAGACACUCAAAUACUUCUUGAUGUGCGCAGACAGAGUAGGCCAAAUGACAAAGACCUACAAUGAUAUCGAUGCUGUCACACGUCUGUUGGAGGAGAAAGAGAGAGACCUGGAACUGGCUGCAAAGAUCGGCCAAUCUCUUCUCAAGAAGAACCGGACUCUGACUGAACAGAAUGACUACCUGGAGGAGCAAGUGGGGCAGAUCACUGAGGAGGUGGCCCAGCUUCACCAUGAGCUCAACCUGAAGGACGAGCUGCUUCAGUUUUACACCAACGCAGUGGAGGAGUGUGAGGACGAGUCCGCCGCCUCCCCCACGGGCAAGAAGAGUAAAGCAGAAACAGCUUCGGGAGUCUUUCUUAGUGACACGCUCCAGAGGAAACUCAAAGAGCUGGAAGAGGAGAACCUGUCACUCCGCUCAGAGGCCAGCCAUCUUAAGUCAGAGACGGAAACGUAUGAAGAGAAGGAGCAGCAGCUUGUCAGUGACUGUGUCAAAGAGCUCCGGCUGUCCAGUCUGCAGAUCUCUGCUAUCGCUGAGGAGUUGGCUCGGAAAACCGAAGAUGCCUCCCGUCAGCAGGAGGAGAUCACGCACCUCCUCUCUCAGAUAGUGGAUCUCCAAAAGAAGGCUAAAUCUCUGGCUGUUGAAAAUGAGGAGCUAUCUCAGCACCUAGUGGCAGCAAAGGACGCUCAGAGGCAGCUUACAGCAGAGCUGCAGGAGCUGCAGGAGAAAUACUCAGAGUGUAUCGAGAUGCUGCAUGAAGCCCAGGAGGAGCUUAAGAACCUGAGGAACAGGAACUACCCUGCAGGAACUCCCCGACGCUACCACCCGCUGGGACUCUACCCAAUGGAUUCUCUGGCGGCGGAGAUCGAAGGAACGAUGAGGAAGGAGUUGAGUCUGGACGAUCCUGAGUGUGAAGAGCAGAAGAUCCACCGGAAGCGAGUGUUUGAGACGGUGAAGAGUGUGAACCAAACCGUUCGCCAGCGCUCGCUCACUCCGACCAACUCCAACAUCCCAGGCUCCAACCAAUCACUGUCCACUCGGACGUCGCCCCAGUCCAGCGGCCUCUCCACGCCUCACUCCGCCAUGUUUGGCGGGGACAUCGUCGGAGACGGUGUCGCCUAUGACAACCGGACCCAGACCAUUCUCAUGGAGACAGCAUGCAAUCAGGACAACAGCUUAGAGUGCAGAGAGAAGAAGGCGAGCGGGGCAGAGGACCUGCGCCUGGCCCUGCGCCGCCUGUCUCUGCGCCGACAAAACAACCUGAGCGAGAGACGCUUCUUCGAAGAGGAGAGAGAGCGCCGACGGGGCAGAGUGCACGGAACCCUCGACCACGACAACGUGCUGACCCCUUCCGACAGCAUCAUGUCGCUUGGAAACCUGAACCUGUGGGCCUCCCGGGGGCCGUACCUCCCCGACAAGCUGCAGAUCGUCAAGCCGCUCGAAGGUUCGGCCAUCUUGCAUCAGUGGCAGCAGCUAGCUCAGCCUCACCUCGGUGUGAUCCUGGACGCCAGGCCCGGCGUCGUGCCGAAGGGCUACAGGCCCCUUGAGCUGGAGCUGGAACAGGUGUACCCAUGGGGCGGUUUCGAGGAGGAUGAACCAGGAGAACAGUACUUCCAGAAUCUGCCCACCUCCUCCUCCUCGUCCUCUACGGCCUCGCCGGCUGUGCCUGCCGUCUCCAGCACGGGGGACACCAACCUCAGGCAGCCCCCGUGCAGCCUUGGCCCGCCGUCUCCGCCUUCCCCGUCCCCGUCUCCGCAUCUUAGCAACACCGAUGCGCUGGCUGCAUACUAUCCAGGAAAAAGCAUGGCCCACACCAGCUCCACUUACACCUUCACAACGUGUCGGAUCCUCCAUCCAACGGACGAACAGACGCGCGUCACACCAAGUCUAAACCCCGUCUCCACGUCGUCCUCCUGUGUGAUGAGCAGCAGCCUGUGGGGAACGCCCGCCGCCACGCCCUGCACGCCGCGCAGGCUCAGCCUCAGGCCCUCUGAAUCAUCCACCAACCUCAGAGAUGGAACGCGCACCACCAGCACUUCCCUGGGGUUAGUGCGCCUCCUGCAGGAGAGGGGGAUCUCAGCGGCCAUGUACCACCAGAGCCAGGGCACUGGAGGAGUUCUGUUCAGCACCUCCAUCGCCCCCAACAGGGCAUCCAACACCGAACACCUACGACCCGCCACCCCUCCAAACUCCCCGACGAGGCCCGGCGCCUCGGCUGCCACGACCUCUGAAGGCUUCGACUUCAAGAGCCCGUCGUACGACAACUUCCUGGCGUCCAAGCCGGCGCGCUCCAUCCUGAAGGAGGUGACGGAGACGAGAGGCCGGCAGAGAGCGAGGGACUGCGAGAGCCAAACGGACGUCAGCGUGGCCGUCUACAACCUCAACCUGUUGGACAAGGUGAAGCGACUGGGCGUGGCCGGAGGCAGGGCAGCGAGCCCCAGCCCCCUGCUGGGGCCUCUGGGGGGACUGCGCAGGUCUGGGUCCCCCUUUGGGCCGGAUGGAAUGAGAAGGAACAGGAGUUACCCGGCCAUGGUUGGCGCCAGCAUGGCCAUGAAGACCCCGGGGCCCCAGGAAUAGUCUGCACUGUUGCUGAGUAGGGAGGACAGGAACCGGACCGGCUGCUGAGCGGUCGCCUGCAGGGUUCCAACUGUAAACAACAAAAAUCUCCACUGCAGUUCUACUUGAAUUUUAUCCCUAGCGCUAAUUUAACAGCCGGCUGAUGCCUGAAAUAAAGGGAAUUCAUUUAAAGAAAUAAAAGUCUAGUUAAUACGUACAUUUCAACCAUCCAAUCUAAAAGCAGUUUUACUUUUGUGUUCCUGAAUUUUAAAAAAAAAUCUCUUUAAUGACCUGCAUGAUAUCAAAUUUGAUUUAUGAUUCUAUUCCAAGAAUCAUCUGGAACGUUUUGUCAUUUGUUUUUCUCUAUACAGUAUUUGGCUCGCUCAGAUUCUUGAUGUGAGGUUUCUGGUCAGAGGUUGCGACCUGUAAAUUUCUUGCUUUCAGCAGGAAAUAGUUAAUUUGCUUCCAGUCUUCUUAGUUAGCAUCUUUCCGACCUGACAGAAGUCUAGACAGUUAUUCCUUCAGGUUUUAACUAUGUCCACAGCAUCAGAAAACUGCAGGCUUUAUAGGUUUCAUUAGCUUGAGUGCUAAAGGGUUGAAAUUUAACCUAGCGUUCCAAAAAAUUUGGUAAGUUAUUUUAGUUAAUUCAUGGUUAAACAAGAGAAGGACUUAAACUUUCACACAGAGCCAGAUUGGUUUAGAUAGCUUGCUUCCCUUAAUAAUUGAAAAAGCUAUAAGUAGCUUUUUGUAUUUAAUUUGGUUUACAUCAACAUUUGUUGGAUGAUAUGAAUACCUAAAGUAGAACAACUGCAGAAAACUUGAAGGAAGCAAGCAAUUUUCACAAUAAAAGACUGUGGGUGUCCAGAGUCCAUCAUCACAACAGCAUGUUGAGUUUACCCAGAUUCACUUAUUCACUGCAAAGCUAAUGAGGUGUCCAAAACAAAACUGUCCUUGAUUUUUACCAUGUCUUACUUGUCAAUCAGCUGGUUUAUUUGGACGGAUGUGUUUAGGUUUGUUGUUUUUGUGUCUAACACGUGGGAUCAAUGUUACACACCACGUACCAUGUGGUUCUUCUGUGUACAUAACUAAACACUUUUCUGUAAA